UGUUUCCCAUAAAAUAGAACUGGGAAAUAAGAAAAUAAGUGAUAGUAGUGGUGCUCCUCCCAAGGAAGAUCUGGGAUUGAUAAAAUUUAGGAAAUCGCUGAAUCCAGGAUUGGUAACUUAUAAAUGUCGCCUAGAGACAUUUGAUAUGACAUGGCCUGGAAGCGUCAAGAAAACUUCUCAUGAGCUGGCAGAAACUGGGUUUUUUUACUGUGGUAUAAGUGACCACGUCUGCUGCUAUCACUGCGCCUGUGGAAUACGAAAUUGGAGACCAGAAGAUGAUCCUUGGACGUUACAUGCGAGAUGUAGUCCAGAAUGUGCUUACAUUAUUCUUGCAAGGGGCAAGGAAUUUGUUAAGAAUGCUAGAUUGACAAUGCCAUUACGUAUAAAACCUAUAGACAAUGAUUUAAUUAAUAUCUUAAUGGAGGGUAUGGAUAAGUUCAAACAUCUGAUUCAUCAAAAAUUAAUACCUGUGGAGAGUAUAAGAUAUGCUUUAAGUGAGUACCUUAAGGAAUCCAGAGAUUUGUUACCUUUUAUUAUACAAAGUAGAUGUCUAGAAAUAGUGUUGAGGUAUAUGCAAGAGGGUACAGAUAUUUAUUUACGGGUACGGGACUUAAUUUAUGAAGCAGUUGAUGAUAAAGAGGAACAAGAAGUUACGCCUGAAGAUCUGGGAUUGAAAACUUUACCGGAGACUUGUAAUAGCACUGUUGAAAACAAGGACUGUGCAGAACAAUCUUGGGAAGAAGAUAUUUUAUGCAGAGUUCGCAGCAGCAACAGCGGUGUCAUCACGGAAGGCAGCAGCAGAAGCGGUGUCAUCACGGAAGGCAGCAGCAGCAGCAGCGGUGUCAUCACGGAAGGCAGCAGCAGCAGCGGUGUCAUCACGGAAGGCAGCAGCAGAAGCGGUGUCAUCACGGAAGGCAGCAGCAGCAGAAGCGGUGUCAUCACGGAAGGAAGCAGCAGCAGCGGUGUCAUCACGGAAGGCAGCAGCAGCAGAAGCGGUGUCAUCACGGAAGGCAGCAGCAGCAGCAGCGGUGUCAUCACGGAAGGCAGCAGCAGCAUCAGCAGCAGAAGCGGUGUCAUCACGGAAGGCAGCAGCAGCAGCAGCGGUGUCAUCACGGAAGGCAGCAGCAGCGGUGUCAUCACGGAAGGCAGCAGCAGCAGAAGCGGUGUCAUCACGGAAGGAAGCAGCAGCAGCAGCGGUGGCUCUCACCCACCUUACACUACUGGCCAACAAAGUAAAGUCUUCCCCGUGUCUCACCAUCCCCCAGAGUCUCACCAUCCCCCAGAGCCUCACCAUCCCCCAGAGCCUCACCAUCCCCCAGAGCCUCACCAUCCCCCAGAGCCUCACCAUCCCCCAGAGUCUCACCAUCCCCCAGAGUCUCACCAUCCCUCAGAGUCUCAACAGCUUUCCGCGCCGUCCUAA
Molecule: messenger RNA, 1420 nt
Organism: Procambarus clarkii (red swamp crayfish)
Lineage: Eukaryota; Metazoa; Arthropoda; Malacostraca; Decapoda; Cambaridae
Source: RefSeq, a predicted model, not a curated record